UAAAGUGCUCGGCGAGUGUUUGUACAGUACAUAUCCACCCACUGGACAUGGAUACAGCACAGCCAUUUAGCCCGUUUUGUUUAAAAACAGUGAAUAUCUUCUAGGAUUAGCUUUGCUAGUUUUACUUGCUAAUUGACUUUGAAUCAAAUAUCAACAUCGUUGGCCCUAAAUUUUCAAAUCAGCUAAUUGUUUCAGCACUUUGAGGGUUUUGUUCAAUGCGUGAAGAGUUAUGAUGUGAUUCAGAACAGUUCAUCGCACCGAACAUCAGUUUUAUUACUACCUCAACCGAGGAAUUUUAUGUUUUCACCCGUGUUUGUCGGUGAGUUUGUCAGCAGGAAAACAAACCAACAAACACGAUUGCACUGAACCCUGGUGGUGGGAUGGUGGAUAUGAAUCAUUUACUAUGAAACUGAGUUUUUUCUUCUGAAGUCUGGUGCGUGUUGUUUGACACUGGCCUUGGCGGAGGUCUGCGCUCUGCUGAGUGCCCUUCUAGUUUCAAAUGUGAUGAUCCAGAUCCUGAAGGACAUGGGGAUCACAGAGUACGAGCCCCGGGUCAUCAACCAGAUGCUGGAGUUCACCUACAGAUACGUGACGACCAUCAUCGAGGACGCCAAAAUUUACGCUACACAUGCCAAGAAGUCCAGCGUGGACGCCGACGACAUCAAACUGGCGAUCCAGUGCCGCAUGGACCAGUCGUUCACCUCACCGCCACCGCGAGACUUCUUGCUGGAGGUUGCGAGGCAGAAGAACCAGGCUCCUCUCCCGCUGAUCAAACCCUACACCGGACCUCGACUUCCCCCAGACCGCUACUGUCUGACCGCCCCCAACUACAGACUCAAGUCUAUACAGAAGAAGGUGUCGUCGUCCGCCGGCAGGAUAUCGGUGCCUCGCCUCAGCGUCAGCUCCGUCUCCAGCAGACCGACCACGCCGACCCUCGGAACUGCGUCUGUCCAGUCCGUCACCACUAAAGUCGGAGCUCCGGUGUCUCUGACGGGUCAGAGGUUCACCGUGCAGAUCCCACCGCCCUCCCAGACGGCCACCACCAAAACCACGACGCCGUCCACGCCGGCCGUCUCCAACGUCCUCAUCAACCCGUCUCUGAUCGGCUCCAAAAACAUCCUCAUCACCACCAACAUGGUGUCGCAGAACACCGGCGGGGAGUCGCUGAAGAGGAAGCACGAGGACGAGGACGACUACGACACUUUAUGACGGCGAGACUGAAGACGCCGCCGCCGCCGCCGCCUCUUUUUAAAAUCACCUUCCUAUAAAAAAAUAACAUAAGAGACUGACCCCAGCUACUGUUCUCACUAGAAACUUUGGAUCAGGGCUCAUUCAGAACCCCGUUGUGUUAGUUUAAGUUUUCUAGAACAUUUGUUUAACCAGAGAGGAGGCCUCCGCCUGUUCCCACUGGGAGUUUACCAGUAAAACCAGUCUGCCGUGAGGUGUUAAAGCUGGACUGUGGAUUCAAACCGACGCGCCGGAAGCUUCAGUAGAGCGGAGGAAACCUGCUCUGAUGUGAUUUACAAUAAACUGCAUUAAAACGAC
This is a messenger RNA of Xiphias gladius (swordfish), 1545 nucleotides long. RefSeq names its product TAF9 RNA polymerase II, TATA box binding protein (TBP)-associated factor (gene taf9). Bases 505 to 1209 code for a protein of 234 amino acids. Gene Ontology annotation, biological process: DNA-templated transcription initiation; RNA polymerase II preinitiation complex assembly. Gene Ontology annotation, molecular function: protein heterodimerization activity; transcription coactivator activity; RNA polymerase II general transcription initiation factor activity. The transcript is spliced from 7 exons. The record is from RefSeq and is a predicted model, not a curated record. Lineage: Eukaryota; Metazoa; Chordata; Actinopteri; Istiophoriformes; Xiphiidae. Gene Ontology annotation, cellular component: SAGA complex; transcription factor TFIID complex.